Diachasmimorpha longicaudata is the source of this 1056-nucleotide messenger RNA. RefSeq names its product viral IAP-associated factor homolog (gene viaf). Gene Ontology annotation, biological process: protein folding. Gene Ontology annotation, cellular component: cytoplasm. Bases 228 to 953 code for a protein of 241 amino acids. NCBI's taxonomy places the organism in Eukaryota, Metazoa, Arthropoda, Insecta, Hymenoptera, Braconidae. The transcript is spliced from 5 exons. The record is from RefSeq and is a predicted model, not a curated record.
GUGACUACUUCGAUCAGCUGACUUGUGGGGACCCUAGAUACCACUAUUCGUAAAAUCAUAAUGUUCCAUUCUCAGAACCGUACAGUAAUUCGAUCCAUUGACCAACUUGGGAGUGAACUAUUUUUCCCUUCGCUCCAGGUUAUUUUUUUAUCAUCGUGAGGGUGACAAGGGAAUUUUUUAAUCCGCGUAAUUUUUCGACGCUCGUGGGAUUAUUUUGAGGAGUAAUAAUGCAAAAUCCAGACGAAGAUACCGAGUGGAAUGACAUCCUCAGGUCGAAGGGAAUUAUCCCGGAGAAGGCGAAGGAGAAGGAAGUAACAGAGGAUCAGAUUGUUGACCUCCUGGAGAGCACGAUAGACAAAAAAACUGGGAGAGGGGGCAAUAAUUUAGAAGAUAAAGACCUCGACGAGCUCGAUGAACUGGAGGAUGAGGAGGACGAGCGAGUCCUCCUGGAGUACCGGAAGAAGAGGAUAGCAGAGAUGCAGGCGCUGGCCGAUAAAUCAAAAUACGGAGAUGUGAGGGAAAUAUCUGCCUCUGAUUACGUACAAGAAGUUAAUAAUGCGGGUGAAGAUCUAUGGGUUAUUCUGCAUCUUUACAAGCCCGGGAUUCCCCUCUGCACGUUAAUUAAUCAGUACGUAUCGAGCCUCGCGAGGAAAUUUCCUACGACAAAAUUCUUGAAGAGUGUUUCAACGACGUGCAUUCCAAAUUGGCCAGACAAGAAUCUACCGACAUUAUUUAUUUAUCGUAAUGGCAGUAUGGUGAAGCAGAUUAUUGGCCCCAUCGAGCUUCGCGGGAUGAAACUCACUGAAGCUGAAUUGGAGUGGAUGCUGGGUCAGGUUGAAGCGGUCCCUACAAAAAUCAAAGAGGAUCCCAAGCCAAAAGUGAGGGACGUUCUGUUCUCCAAUCUCAAAGGUACCAACAAUGCUGGUGACCUUGGUGACAGCAAUGACUGGUGACAUACCUCGUUUGAAUGAGAGGUGUUAACUCCAUGUGAGUGGACGUUUGUUUUUCUAACACGUGGAAUAAUUUUUUUAUUGAAUAAAGUACCCAUGAUUAAUA